Molecule: messenger RNA, 1276 nt
Organism: Linderina pennispora
Lineage: Eukaryota; Fungi; Kickxellomycota; Kickxellomycetes; Kickxellales; Kickxellaceae
Product: ketol-acid reductoisomerase mitochondrial precursor
Exons: 2
Coding region: 80-1276 (398 amino acids)
Biological process (GO): L-valine biosynthetic process
Cellular component (GO): mitochondrion
Molecular function (GO): ketol-acid reductoisomerase activity
Source: RefSeq, a predicted model, not a curated record
CAAAAACGCUCUUCUCGCCUCUCUCUUCUCUGUAUCAUUUCUUUUUCUUGUCUCUUUUGGAAGCAAGCACAUCAUAAAAAUGGCCUCUCGCACCGCUACCCGCACCCUCGCCCGCGCCGCUAUGGCUGCCCGCGCUCCUCUUGCCGCCCGCGCCUUUGCUGCUGCUCCCCGCAUGGCCACCCGCUUUGCUGCUCCUGCUGCUGCCAGCUUCCAGCAGACCCGCGGCCUCAAGACCCUCGACUUUGGAGGAUCCCAGGAGAAGGUCUACGAGCGGUCUGACUGGCCCAAGGAGAAGGUCCUGGACUACUUUAAGAACGACACCAUCGCCGUCCUCGGCUACGGCCCCCAGGGCCACGGCCAGGGCCUCAACCUGCGCGACAACGGCCUGAACGUCAUUGUCGGUGUGCGCAAGGAUGGCCGCUCGUGGAAGAAGGCCGUCGCCGAGGGCUGGGUCCCGGGCAAGAACCUGUUCUCGAUCGAGGAGGCCGCCGACAAGGGUAACAUUGUGCUCAACCUGCUGUCCGACGCCGCUCAGCGCGACCUGUGGCCCACCAUCAAGCCCUUCAUCACCCCGGGCAAGACUCUGUACUUCAGCCACGGCUUUGCCAUCACAUACAAGGACCAGACCCAUGUCGAGGCUCCUGCUGGCGUUGACGUCGUCCUGUGCGCUCCCAAGGGCUCCGGUGCCACCCUGCGCACCCUGUUCCUCGAGGGCAAGGGCCUGAACUCGUCGAUCGCCGUGUUCCAGGACGUGUCGGGCAAGGCCCACGAGCGCGUUGUCGCUCUCGGUGUCGCCAUCGGCUCGGGCUACCUGUACGAGACCACCUUCCAGAAGGAGGUGUACUCUGAUCUGUUUGGAGAGCGCGGUGUCCUGAUGGGUGCCAUCCAGGGUCUGUUCCGCGCCCAGUACGACGUGCUGCGCGCCCAGGGCCACUCGCCCUCGGAGGCCUUCAACGAGACCGUCGAGGAGGCCACCCAGUCGCUGUUCCCGCUGAUCGGCGCCAAGGGCAUGGACUGGAUGUAUGCCAACUGCUCGGUGACUGCCCAGCGCGGUGCCCUCGACUGGCACCAGAAGUUCUACGACGCGUCGCUGCCCGUCUUCAACGAGCUGUACGAGUCGGUCAAGAACGGCUCUGAGACCAAGCGUGCUCUGGACAAGAACUCGCAGCCCGACUACCGCGAGCAGCUCGAGGUCGAGCUCCAGGAGAUCCGCGACUCGGAGAUCUGGCGCGCCGGCAGCACUGUCCGCAGCCUGCGUCCCGAGAACAACAAGUAA